CUCCUGUGUCUUCCUUCUGGCCACCAUUUUUCUCCUCUCUUUCUCUCUCUCUCUCUUCUGUGGCUCGUCAAUGGCUGGCUGAGAGAGGGAAUUCAUAAUGGCAUUGAAUCUCUCUGUCCUUUGAUAUUUUUGUGCUCUCCCCUUAGAUUCUUUUCUCACCCAACAAGCUUUUAAUGCUUUUAAUGCGUUUUUUCAUCGCUCAGCAUUGUGAAAGUUAGACCCUUUCAGCUUGUCUGAAUCUUCAGUUUCAAUGAGUGCUGAAACGAAUGUUUUCCCUUCACUUCCUGUCACUGUUAUUGGUCUCCAGUGUUUCAACAUUUUAGGGGUGAUGGGUCAUGUUGGAGGCAUCAAAUCUGAAAGUUCUGAUAUACACUUUCAGAUUCUGAACGAGGAAGAAGAAUCUUCUGGGGUUGAAGCCACGAGCUUGUCUUUGAAACCUGUUGAAGAGCUUGAAGCUAAUAGUUAUUCUGCUGCAGGGAAACUCAGACACACUAAGCUUUGUGCAAGAGGACAUUGGAGGUCAGCUGAAGAUGCCAAGCUUAAAGAGCUUGUUGCACAAUUUGGACCUCAAAAUUGGAACUCAAUGGCAGAACAUCUUCCAGGAAGAUCAGGUAAAAGUUGCAGGCUGAGGUGGUUUAAUCAGCUAGAUCCUAGAAUUAACAGAAAGGGUUUCAGUGAGGAAGAAGAGGAGAGACUCUUGAAUGCUCACAAAGUGUAUGGUAACAAAUGGGCCAUGAUUUCUAGACUCUUCCCUGGUAGAACUGAUAAUGCAGUGAAGAAUCAUUGGCAUGUGAUCAUGGCUAGGAUGCAAAGGGAAAAGUCAUGUGUCUACAGAAGGAGAAAACCAACAUUUCAGAUCCAUCCAUCAAAGAAUUUGGAUUUGAUCUUGCCACUGAAUAGAGGCAGUGAAUCAACCAUUUCAAGCACCACCAUUGAUGAAUCUGCCUCAACAGGAACCAACCUCUCCUUCACUCCCUCUUCAGCAAAACCAACACCUCUUCCUUUACACAACCAUUGUCCUGUUCAGAAUCUCCAAGCUUUUAGUGCUCUAAUGGGUUUAUCUGGAGAAAGCAGGACACCAGCCAGGGAUGUGAGUUUCUGCAAAAAUUUUGGGGGUGGGAAAGGUUCAUGUGAGGCUGGACACAUGGGAAGGGUAAUGGGUGUGGACCAAUCUCAUUACUCAGAUUCAAACUCAUCAGAAGUUUCAGCAUCUGAAUCAUUUGCCACCAACAGGAUUACCAAUUUAUCAAUGCAUGGGGAAAGUGAUACCAGCACCAACAUGUUAUUCAUUGAUUUUCUUGGAGUAGGAGCUACAUAAAGAAAAUGUUUGAUUAGAAUGAAUGAAUAAUCUUCACUCAGAAAAGCCAUUGAUCCUAACAGAGGAAGAGGGAAAAGGAGUUUGGAAUAGUUGGCAAUUAUGGUUCUGAUGAUGAAGAGAAAUGGGUCUGGGUCUGCCUUCAUUCAACCUGUGCAAUUAGUUCCAUUUAUGGCCAAAGAUUAAUUGCAUAAAUGAGAAA
Messenger RNA from Vigna unguiculata (cowpea), 1517 nucleotides. RefSeq lists its product as uncharacterized. Gene Ontology annotation, cellular component: nucleus. The record is from RefSeq and is a predicted model, not a curated record. NCBI's taxonomy places the organism in Eukaryota, Viridiplantae, Streptophyta, Magnoliopsida, Fabales, Fabaceae. Gene Ontology annotation, biological process: regulation of DNA-templated transcription. Gene Ontology annotation, molecular function: DNA-binding transcription factor activity, RNA polymerase II-specific; RNA polymerase II cis-regulatory region sequence-specific DNA binding.